Molecule: messenger RNA, 867 nt
Organism: Rubroshorea leprosula
Lineage: Eukaryota; Viridiplantae; Streptophyta; Magnoliopsida; Malvales; Dipterocarpaceae
Source: the annotation of a GenBank genome assembly
GGAGAUUAUUUGGUUUCUUCUCCAUGAAAAAAUAAAUUUAAAUAUGUUUUAAAUUUCAAAGGACUUAUUGCAUACCUUUAAUAUUUUUCUUCUUUUCAAAGAAGUACAUUGUUUCCAACAGAAAUUCUAACAAAAUGAUGUUAGGAGUUACCAGUAUCCUUAGAUGCCAAGGACUUAUACAAAACACGGUUAGAUUGUUAAAUCGAAAUUUGCACAAAGAAGCUAUUCCGGUGGAAUGGAAGAAACCUGAAAUUGGGUGGACUAAAUUAAACUUUGAUGGAUCCUGCAAAGGUAAGUUAAGAAAAGCCAGCAUUGGCGGUGUCUUCAGGAACCAUAAGGCUGAAUUUUUGCUUGGUUAUGCUGAAUCCAUUGGAAGAACCACAAGUGUGAUUGCAGAACUGGCUGCAUUACGAAGAGGCCUUGAGUUAGUACUUGAAAAUGGUUGGACCGAUUUAUGGCUUGAAGGGGAUGCCAAGACAUUGGUUGAUAUCAUCGUGGAAAAGAGGCAGGUCAAAUGUGCAGAAGCACAGAGGCAUGUUAAUCACAUAAACUUAAUCAUACCAGAACUUAACAACUGCAUUGUGACUCAUAUAUACAGGGAAGGCAAUAGGGCUGCAGAUAAACUGGCUCAAAUUGGACAUCAGUUGGAGAAGCCUAAACUCUGGAGACACAUUCCUCCAAAUGAAGUUCUGCAAAUUGUUAAUGAAGAUGCGGAGGGUAAAAUCAUUCUUCGUAGAAGAUAAUCAGAUUUUUUCUCUUUGUGCAUGUGCAUUUCUACUAAUUCAUUCUUUGAAUUCAUUUUUUUAUGUAAGAUGCCUAAUGUAGGCAUCUUUCUCUAUUUGUACAUAAUCAAGGACAACUAUACAU